Messenger RNA from Glycine soja, 1541 nucleotides. RefSeq names its product protein GUCD1-like. The transcript is spliced from 11 exons. NCBI's taxonomy places the organism in Eukaryota, Viridiplantae, Streptophyta, Magnoliopsida, Fabales, Fabaceae. Bases 404 to 1249 code for a protein of 281 amino acids. The record is from RefSeq and is a predicted model, not a curated record.
AUUUGAAAAAAACAAUGAAGAAAAUGAAAGAAGUAGAAGAAAAAACGUGAUGGGAGAACACAACACAACAGAGAAGAAAGGGGCCAAAAGACAAAUCAGAAACCGAAAAGGAAUUGAACAAAACAAAAUCGUUCACAAACACAAAGGCACCAACCAACCUCUUCGAAUUCGCGUUUUCUUCUCUCUUCGCCUCGCCAUCAAAUUUGAUUUUGUGCAAUUAACCCCUAGUAUGUUUGGAUGGAGGAAAUUGCAUGGGAAAGGGAAAGGGAAAGGGAGCUGCUGCAGGCAGUGUAUGUACUGCAAUCCUCCCAAUUUGGUUGAGACUCCACAUAUGCGACAAGGACUGCACUCUGUUCUAGACCUUUGUUUGAAAUUAAACAUUUUACAUUAACUUUGGUCAUUGAUGUGGCCCAUAUGCUUGCUAUUCAACAAGAUUCUCAAGGCAGGGGAUGAAAGAGAAUUAAAAGGAGAUAAUUUGAAUGUGAUAGAUCCAUACCUGUUUCAGCAACCAUCAAGUAACAUAGAUUCCCAUCCUCCCUCCUUGCGCCGUUCACACUUCUUUGAAGUACCACACAUAAACCAAAUAUAUACAUGGGAUUGUGGCCUUGCUUGUGUCUUGAUGGUUUUAAAAACUAUCGGUGUCAACAACUGCGAUAUUCCAACACUGGCUGAACUAUGCCGCACAACUAGCAUUUGGACUGUUGAUUUGGCAUAUUUAUUACAGAGAUUUGCUGUUGCUUUUUCCUACUUCACGGUGACAUUUGGGGCAAAUCCAAACUAUUGCAUUGAAUCAUUUUACAAGGAGGAACUGCCUAAUGAUCUAGUGAGAGUGGAUUUGCUAUUUCAGAAAGCAAUGGAGGCUGGCAUUGAUAUACAGUGCAGGUCAAUUAGUGCAGAAGAGAUUUCUAUUCUCAUAUUGUCUGGGAAAUAUGUUGCUAUUGCAUUAGUUGAUCACAACAAAUUGAGUCAUGUUUUGCAAGAUGUUCCUGUGCCUGGUGUUUUCAGCAACAACUCUGGCUACACAGGUCACUAUGUGUUGAUAUGUGGCUAUGAUGCUGGAGCAGAUAUGUUUGAGAUUAGAGAUCCUGGCAGCUCUAAGAAACAUAAGAGGAUUUCUUCAAAGUCUUUAGAAGAAGCUCGCAAAGCCUUUGGAACUGAUGAGGAUCUUCUUUUGAUAUCUUUGGAGAAAAGCAGUAACCAUCAUCAACCUUUUAUGCAACUAUCCAAUGAUGUCAAUACCGAUUCUUGAUUUUCUUGACCUGUUUUGCAAUGAUUUGCCAGUUAUGUUGAUGCUCUUUUUUUUUUUUUUUUUGCAUCCUUGUGUAUUUUAGUGGCUACACUUAGCUUAUUAUUUAUUUAUAUUCCCAUUUCCCUGUAUAAACCUCUUAAAAUGGUUUUGUCUGGGCUGUAUGUACCGUGUAGGUUUACUCGAAACUGUAUAGUGAAUUCAUUCUAAUCUUUAUGUAAAUCAUGUGUUCUUUCUCAGAAACGUGAGACAGACAACUGAAUUGUUGUUAAUGAAUUCGGAGUUCAAUUGCAUU